Messenger RNA from Monomorium pharaonis (pharaoh ant), 2642 nucleotides. Its product is annotated as platelet-derived growth factor subunit A. Gene Ontology annotation, cellular component: membrane. Gene Ontology annotation, molecular function: growth factor activity. The transcript has a single exon. Lineage: Eukaryota; Metazoa; Arthropoda; Insecta; Hymenoptera; Formicidae. The record is from RefSeq and is a predicted model, not a curated record. Bases 177 to 674 code for a protein of 165 amino acids.
AUCAAACUAGCGAUUUAGUGUAAGAUAGUUUCUUCGCCGAGGAAUUCAAUGGGAUCGAAAUCUCAUAAGUUCAGUGAUCAACGAUCGAUUUGUUGCGGCCAGUGAUCGCUGAUCCUUCGAGUGAUCAUCUGAGUGAGCUUUGCAUCCACGUGACUUCGCCGGCUAGAAUUCCGACGAUGAAAGGCAGACAGACGAGAGAAUCGUUUCUAAGGCUCUUAAUUCUGAUCCUGACGACAGUGGAUCAGACGAUGGUGGUCCUGACGGCUCACCACGGCAGUCAUCAUCACCAGGUCUCGAGGAAGAUCCACUUGCCGCGCGCGAUGGAGGCCACCAAGAAGUUCCUCUGCAAGGACCCCCAAUCGCGGGCCUACAAUCUGAGAGAUCUGGUACACAGUAUGCAAUCUAGCGAGAGCGUGAGUCAACCAGUGUACAUCGUAGUGAAAAAAUGCGACAGCCACUCCGGCUGCUGUGUCAGCCCCGACCUCAGUUGCGCGCCGGUGCAGUCGUCGAUCUAUCACGAAGACAUGGAGGUCGAGGUCUGGAGCUUGCGGACGAACAGCACAAGGCGGGCGUGGAUCAGGAUCGAGCAGCACGGCAAGUGCAGCUGCGAGAUCAGCAGUGCUAGCGAAAGGCAUAGGGAAGAUACUCGAUCACCUAAUAUACAGAUUCUUUGAGCCUUAAAUUCUAUAGAUUCAGCGUAAAGGCAAAACUGACUGCAAGUGAAUCGAUAGGCAACUGACUGAUAAUCUUGCAUUUUGAUGCAAUGGACAAUGCUGAAAAAAAGAAUAACAUAAAUUAAAGUCGAUUAAUCAAGACUGGGACAAAUUUUUUUUAAGAUUUGUACUUGUGCCUUAAUUUAUUACUUAGGAUUGAGUAAAGUAAAUAGGACAGAGACUAAAAUGUAAUAUUAGUAGAUUUGACUGAUUUGAUGACUCACACUUUUUAAUACAGUGUGUUAUGAGAAAAACUGAUACAAAGUGUUGAUAAAUGUUAAUUGAGAUUAAAGACAGAUUGAAUUAGGAUGAAGGAUUAGGAUUUUUUAACAUUUCAGCUAUUUGCCCUAUCAACUUCAUUUAUGGCUGUAUGACAACGAUGGCGACAAGACAAGAAGUGAAAAUAAAAUAAAAUUAGUUAUACAGACUUUUAUAUUUAAUGACCAAGAGCAUUAGCUUAAUUAAUAAGCCUAAUUAAGAAAUUAAAAACUGAGAAAACGUGAUUAGUGAAAACACGAAGAAAGAUGUUCAACAAAUGUUCAUGAUUGUGAUUGUGAAGAAUAUUAUAUCAUAAAGAAUUCUUCGAAAGGAAGCGAACCCCUCAGUAGGCAAAUUUAAAGAUUCAACGAUCUGAAAAGAAAGUUCCGGUUGCGGUUCUUCGAAAAAAGCUUUAGUCAUAAAAAUAUAAAUAUAUCAUAGACGUCUAUCUUUAUUAAAGAUAUUUAUCUUGUAAUGUAAUAAUUUUCAAUUUCAUAUUUAAUAGAUACUCUUUUCGAUGCCAUACUUAAUAGACUUUAAAUUGUGCCAACAAUUAUUUUUUACGCGAUUUAUGAUAGAAUAAAUGUAAAAAUCAUAAUAUAAAAACAAUUGCAAAAAAUCUGUGUUAACAUCUCUACGUGACGCACGUUAUAUUUCUUCUUUUAUACUCCGAAAAGAAGUUCUAUUACAAGUGAUUGCAUAUAAAGCGAAGUUUAGCUGUAAUAUUUCAGAGUUGGGAACAUUUUAUAAAAGUAAUGCGUUACUGUUUUUAGAAAAAAGUAACCGUAACGAUAAGUAACGUGUUAUUUCCCAACGUAAUGAUUACAUUUGCCUCACAGAAUGUGAUCGUGAAUAUUUUAAAGAUUUUAGAAACGUUUAGGAAUAUGUUCAACUGGCAUUGUGAUAUGAUUAUAUCAAUUUGUUGUAGUUAAAUACGAGAGAAGAUGUAUCCAAAGGAACGUGUAUGUAAAACGACACCACUCCGUUCAUGCAUUCGGAUUCGCGUUAUUCUCCAACGUGAUCUUUAUAGGAUAAUACUAACAUCACGAAAAUAACAGUCACGUUAAAUAUAACUUUGCUAUACAUUUGCUAUACGAUACUGUUUGCGUGCGGAGUUUACAUUAGUUAAACAAAAUCCAGACGCGGUGAGAAUAACUGCGUUUGUAUGUAAAUUGCUCUAUACAACAAGCGCGUGUCACAAAAAUUACAGGCGAGUAAAAGAAUAAAAGAAUUUCUUAUGUCGCAUCACAAACAAUUUUUUGACAACUUCUAUAGGUGUAAAUAGGCAAUGGAUCUUUUUAUGUCGAGUCGAUGUAUGUAUUAAAAUGAGUGAAGUGAUCGCGACUGUCACAACCAAUGUGGCAAGAAACACUUUUUUUUUACAAUUUAGCUCAUAACAGUAUUUUGAUAAGUUUUAAGUUUAAACGCGAUUCUAAAAAUCUAAUAGUUUAUUUGUAUUAUAAUUAAUUUGUUGAUGUUUUCUUAUUAUUUUUUACAUUGCGACGUAACAAAAGAAUUUAAUAGUAUUCCUGUAGCAUCUAAUUAGCAUCUAAUGACUCGAUUAUUUAAUUUUUGUAUUAAUUAAUUUAUAUAUCAAUUAGUUUAUAAAAAGCGAAACAAUGAGAAUAUUUAUAUAUAAAUAAAAUGCAGCUUUGGCUACUUUUAUACUAA